Drosophila ananassae is the source of this 1649-nucleotide messenger RNA. RefSeq names its product casein kinase I. Gene Ontology annotation, biological process: signal transduction; negative regulation of canonical Wnt signaling pathway; peptidyl-serine phosphorylation. Lineage: Eukaryota; Metazoa; Arthropoda; Insecta; Diptera; Drosophilidae. The transcript has a single exon. Bases 266 to 1432 code for a protein of 388 amino acids. The record is from RefSeq and is a predicted model, not a curated record. Gene Ontology annotation, cellular component: cytoplasm; nucleus. Gene Ontology annotation, molecular function: ATP binding; protein serine/threonine kinase activity.
AGUCAAAAAGUUGUGUAAUGAAAAUUCUUGUUCAACAAAAUCUACAAUCCGAGAGAAAAAACAACAUGCUUAAAACGUCAAAAUCGGCUUAGUAGAAAUUCUGCCCCGCAAAAAAAAGACCAAAAAGACAAAAUUCUAUUUCUCGGCUUACAGCAACUAUAUAUUUAGCGGGAGCCCUCGCACGGUCCGCUCUCAAUCUGAUAUAGUUGGGACUCGGCAGCGGGAUCCAGCACAAAUAUAUAUAUAUAUAUAGCACAUACAAGGCAUGGCCCAAAAGCCUUUGACGCCCGGAUCGAAGGCCCGCAACACAUCGCUGAACCUCGAAAACCAACUAGUCGGUGGAAGAUAUCAGGUGCUGAAGGCCAUCGGUUCGGGGUCCUUCGGGGACAUAUACCAGGGCCUGAGCCUUAAGGACGGCACGGAUGUGGCGAUCAAGGUGGAGACGGCGGACGCCAAGUACCCGCAGCUGAUGUACGAGGCCAAGGUGUACGAGCAGCUUGCCGAGAGUCCGGGCUUCCCAGCCCUAUUGCACUUCGGCUGCGAGAAGAACUACAACGCCAUGGUGAUCGAGUUACUGGGGUCCUCGCUGGAGGAGCUCUUCAACCUGUGCAAGCGCCGAUUUUCCUUGAAGACCGUCCUCAUGCUUGUCGACCAGCUGCUGCUGCGGUUGGAGUGCGUGCACGAGCACGGGUUCAUUCACCGGGACAUCAAGCCGGACAAUUUCCUAAUGGGUCUGGGCAAGCACAGCAACAAGCUUUUCCUCAUCGACUUCGGGCUCUCGAAGCGGUACAAGGACUCCGGCACGGAGCAGCACAUCCCGUACCGCAAGGACCGUAACCUCACCGGUACCGUUCGGUACGCCUCCAUAAACGCCCAGCAGGGAGUGGAGCAGUCGCGGCGUGACGACAUGGAGUCCCUGGGCUACUGCAUGAUGUACUUCAACCUUGGCAAGCUGCCCUGGCAGGGCGUCACCGCCGCCAACAAGAAACAGAAGUACGAGAGGAUCCUGGAAAAGAAGAAUAGCGUCUCGAUCGAGGAGCUCUGCAAGGGGUUUCCAGCGGAGUUUGCUCUGUACAUGAAGUACGUGCGAAACCUGCGAUUCAAGGAGCCGCCGGACCACGUCUACGUCCGGCAGCUCUUCCGCAUUCUGUUCCGCUCCUUGGGACAUCAGUACGACUACAUAUACGACUGGACCCAGCUGCACAGUCAAGAGAAGGAGCGCCUGCGUCGGGACCGGGAGCGGGAGAAGGAGCACGACCACCACCGGAUGUGCGAUCGGGUGGCCUACCAUGGACGCGAUCGGGACCGACCGCGGGAUCGGGACAUGCGCCGGACAUCCACCCAGUACGUCAUGCCGCACUCCUACCGGCGCAUGUCCAGCAAAUACGAUCGUGACUGGAUCGGCGAUGGCGCCCUCUCCAAAAGAAAAUAGCGAAGGUCGGGGGCAUGGGGGUCAGAGUUGCGGGGCAACGGCCACUCGUCUCCAUAAUAUAGGAGUAUAUCAAAAUUAUUAUAUUUCAAUAGUUAAAAGGGGUCCACGUUGGGAUGCCCAGUUUUGGUGGAAUGUUAUUUCGCAAUCAAAUCAGAUACUUUCCGAUCCUUACAAGGUUGAUACAUUUUUUAAAUCUACGAGAAAUUGUCAACUAUAA